AUGGUGGACGAGAUGGUAUCAAGAGAUCCCAUCGACGAACCACCAGCAUACCUUAGAGUCACCAAGAUGCCUCCACCACCGCAAUACGACGGGAAGGACGAUCUUAAUGCAUUCGAGGUCUGGCUACAGAAAUUGCUGGAAUACUUCAAGACUCUCCGCAUCACUGGCAAUGCCAUGGAUGCGGAUCGCCUAUGGAUAUUGGGGCAAAGUCUUAAAGACGACGCCGCUAACUGGUUCUUUCUGAACGUGCAGUCACCGAACCGUGAAGUACGACAGUGGUACUUCGAGGAUGCAGUGACGCACCUCCACCGACGAUUCCUACACAAGGACUCGGAGCUGAUAGCAUCCGAGAAGUACGACAAGGCGACGUACAGCUUAUCACGCGGAGGUGUGAGCGAGCUAUACAACAGGCUAUUACACCACGCAGAUCGCAUGGUGCAAUACCCAAUGGAAUAUGCAUUCCGGAAGAGGUUUAUGGACGCAUUACCGCUACCAAUGGUAGAAGUAAUGCGUCUAGCCCACCUACUAUCGCCUGAGAAACACACCAUCGAUGCACUGUAUCGAUCGGCUUUGGCGAUCGAACAGGGCAACGGAUGGCUGGACCAAUACCGUACAUACAAGGACCGCCGACAGCCUCAGAAGACCGGGGACCAUACGGGGACCCGGAGUUCAAGUAAGGCUGUGUCAUUCCUCGCGCCGAUGAUAUCAUCGAUGGGAGAUACACGACCUAGCUACCGCCCGCAAGGACAAGGACAAGGAGGGGCACACCCAGGACAUGCACGGCAGGCCGGUAAUGCUGGCCGUAGAAUGACAAACCCAUGCGACGGACAACGUCAUGGGGGCGGUCGUCCUACUACAAACCUGGCAGUCUCGGGAUUGAGACCACCAGCGAAUAACAAGGCGACGAACGCAAACGUCACUUGUUAUUCUUGCAGUGGCAAGGGCCACUUCUCGACAGACCCGACGUGCCCGAACUACGGUAAACCUUGGCCAGCGCGACUACACGCACAAUGUGUAGUCGAUGACCACUCCGAGGAUGAGGAACAAGCAAACUAA
This is a messenger RNA of Sparassis crispa, 1056 nucleotides long. RefSeq lists its product as hypothetical. The transcript has a single exon. Lineage: Eukaryota; Fungi; Basidiomycota; Agaricomycetes; Polyporales; Sparassidaceae. Bases 1 to 1056 code for a protein of 351 amino acids. The record is from RefSeq and is a predicted model, not a curated record.